Molecule: messenger RNA, 672 nt
Organism: Saccharomycopsis crataegensis
Lineage: Eukaryota; Fungi; Ascomycota; Saccharomycetes; Ascoideales; Saccharomycopsidaceae
Gene: CTR3
Product: high-affinity Cu transporter CTR3
Exons: 1
Coding region: 1-672 (223 amino acids)
Biological process (GO): copper ion transmembrane transport
Cellular component (GO): plasma membrane
Molecular function (GO): copper ion transmembrane transporter activity
Source: RefSeq, a predicted model, not a curated record
AUGAAUAUGGGUAGCUCUUCUACCGCUUCUACUGGUGCGAAAUGCAAGAUUUCCAUGUUAUGGAAUUGGUACACUAUUGACUCUUGUUUUAUUUCAAGAUCAUGGCAUGUUCACAGCAAAGGACAAUUUGCUGGAACUUGUAUUGGAUGUUUUCUCUUAGUUCUUUCCGCCCAAUGGUUGCACCGUGUUGCCAGGGAAUACGAUGCUGCUAUUGCCAGAAGAAGACUAGCGUUCAUGAAGCAACAGGCAACAACUGACAUUCACACACCCUCCAGUAAUUCCACCGAUUAUAAAAAGGAUCUUAACUGCUAUAAUCAUGAUUACUUUGAUUCAAGAGGCACCUGGUUGUUGGCAAAUGAUAAUGUUAUUUCUAAUUUGCUUCAGCCAAUCUUGUACACUUUAUCGCACAAUUGGGUUUGGGAUUCUAGAGCUGGAUCAUCCUAUAAUGCAGUGUACCCAACUUUGGCAGAGCACUUGGUUAAGGCCGCUAUUUUCACUAUUCAAUGGGGUCAAUCAUAUGUUAUCAUGCUUAUGUUCAUGUAUUACAAUGGGUACAUAAUCAUCUCGUGUAUUCUUGGUGCGUUGUUUGGAAGAAUGAUUUUCAAUUAUGAACCAAUUACCAACUUCACGAGAAGUGAAAGUGAAUCUAAUGAUAGAAAAUGUUGCAUGUAA